AUGCCAGCUGAUAUUUUGGAGAAAACAUCCCCAUCCUCUGUCGCAGCCACCCCGUCGAGGGUCAGUGGAACUCCGGAUAAACCAAGGACUGCCUCAGAGCACAGAAAGUCCUCAAAGCCAAUUAUGGAGAAGAGAAGACGUGCGCGAAUCAAUGACAGCCUUGGUCAGCUAAAGACCCUCAUCUUGGAUGCACUAAAAAAAGAUAGCUCGAGACAUUCGAAGCUCGAGAAGGCGGACAUCCUUGAGAUGACUGUGAAGCACCUUAGGAAUAUGCAGCGUCUCCAAAUGGCUGCAGCUAUAAGCAGGGAUCCAUCAGUCUUUGGCAAGUACAGAGCGGGAUUCAGCGAAUGCAUGAGUGAAGUCACCCGUUUUCUGUCCACGUGUGGAGGGGUGAACACGGAGAUCAGGUCUCGACUUCUCAGCCACUUAGCCGGCUGUGUGUCACAGAUAAACACCGUAAACUUCUCAACUCAAUGCCAGAUCCCCACCUACCCUCCGCAUCCAGCGCAUCCAUUGCUUGCCCAAGCCAUUGCGCAAAUCCCAAGUGCAUCUCCUCAGUUAAAUGGAAUAAUGCCUUGCAAAAGUGGCUCGCCUAUCAACCUCACAUCAGAAAUGGCUAAAUUAUACAGUGGACUUCAGAUUGUGCCGGCGGCGACAGAUGGACAAUUCGCCAUUCUGAUUCCAAGCGUGGCUCUUACACAUAUGAGCGCGCCAAACGCGAUACAUGGCAAUCCAGCACUUGCGGUGCCUGUGUCACCUGUUGCGCCUCCCGUCACCGCAGACUCCGUGUGGAGGCCAUGGUAG
Messenger RNA from Salvelinus namaycush (lake trout), 804 nucleotides. RefSeq names its product transcription factor HES-1-A-like. Gene Ontology annotation, molecular function: RNA polymerase II cis-regulatory region sequence-specific DNA binding; DNA-binding transcription factor activity, RNA polymerase II-specific; protein dimerization activity. Bases 1 to 804 code for a protein of 267 amino acids. Gene Ontology annotation, cellular component: nucleus. Lineage: Eukaryota; Metazoa; Chordata; Actinopteri; Salmoniformes; Salmonidae. The record is from RefSeq and is a predicted model, not a curated record. Gene Ontology annotation, biological process: Notch signaling pathway; regulation of transcription by RNA polymerase II; negative regulation of neuron differentiation. The transcript has 4 exons.